UACAUGUUUUGCACAAAUGAAAAGUAAGCUAAGAUAUCGAUGCCGCGAGUAUAUACAGUUAAUAUAUUCGCAUACGUAUUUUCCUUUCCAAUGCCUCUAGUAUAUUAUUUGUUAAAUAAGUACCAAUCUUCAAAUAUAUAAAUUAUCAAACAUAUAAACACAUUGUUGAAGAUGAUUACUUAUUUCCUAAAAUAAUUAUUUAAACAGUUUGUAAAUAGAUACGUUUCUUACAGAUUAAAUUAAACAAAAUGUCUUUAAUAGAAGGUGUUGGCGAUGAAGUUACAGAUUUUUUUAUUGUUUUGAGUAUCAUAUUGGUGGCUUGGUUUGCAUGGUGUUCUACAAAUAUUGCUGAUCAACCAAUAAUACGCACAGUACUUAUAUUGCAACAUCGAACACGCACAAGCAUUACAGAACUAAGAGCAAGUCAAAACACCAAUACUCUUAAUCAAUCUCGUAAUAUGGAAAUAUCAGAAGAAGAUUCUAUAGAAACUAAUACUACUGAAAAUAAUCAUUCAGAAUCAAGCUGUCCAGAAACAUCUGUUGGAGAUGCUACUACUCCAGCAUUACGUAGAGUACCAGAACCUACAACUUCUGAAGAGAUUCUCAUUGAAACUAUGGAUUCCUUUAAUAAUGAAGAGACAAUAGCAUUAGAAAAACCUAAUAAGGAAAGUUCUACAGGUGAAUCUAACAUAGCAGAGUCGGUGUGUACUAGUACAGAAUGUCCAUCUGACAAUUUGUCAACUGCCAAUGCUAAUGAAAUUAGUAUAAAACUAAAAUUCAUAAAUGACGAUCAAAAAGUCGUGACAGGAAGUCUUAAGGAAAUGCUUGGAGACUUCAAAAAGCGACAUUUUCAAGUAGAACUUGAUUCGCAAAAAUUGGUGCGCUUAGUAUUUAAAGGUCAAGUGCUUCAACCAGAUAGUCAAACACUAGAACGGUGUGGUCUUUACAAUCAUUGUGUAGUUCAUUGUUUAGUACAUCAACCACGGCCAGCUACAACAUCAUCACGGCCUCAUACAUUGGAUGAUUCAUCAAUUUAUUUUAAUACACAGACUUUUCAAGAUCUCCCUGCGGGUAAUGGAAUCAGCUCAGUACAUAAUGAAUGGGAUUUAAGCAGGCUCUUAAUGAGCAUUUUGGCUCUUAUUUUGGGUCUUGCUUGGUAUUCUCGUUAUCAUUAUGCGCAAUUUUUUACUGCGACGGCUACAAUUGUAUUAUAUGCACUCACUGCAAUAUUUACAGUUCCUUUGUUUAGCAAUUUUUUUCCUGAUCAAGAUAGCAUUAGAAACAUCGAGUGAAUUGAUAUUACUACCUUAUUAUUCAGAUAAUUGUGCAAACAAAUUUUACUGAUCAUAAUUAUUAUUGAUAAGUAACAAGAAUGGACUUUCAGCACUCGUAUUACUUAUUGAUUUAUGCAGAAACAUCAUCGGUAUAACAAAUAAACAUAUAAAAAAAAUGUGAUUUUUCUAAUAGCUUGCAAGUAACUUUG
This is a messenger RNA of Polistes canadensis, 1483 nucleotides long. Its product is annotated as transmembrane and ubiquitin-like domain-containing protein 1. Lineage: Eukaryota; Metazoa; Arthropoda; Insecta; Hymenoptera; Vespidae. The transcript has 4 exons. The record is from RefSeq and is a predicted model, not a curated record. Gene Ontology annotation, molecular function: protein binding. The coding region runs from base 249 to 1292 and encodes 347 amino acids.